CCUGAGCGGUCGUUAUCCCCCAGCAGCGUCGGCGCGUGCAAAGCGCGAGAAGUAAAAAAAAAUGGUGCCCCACCGGUGGUGCCGUCGUGCGUCGGUUUUCUGUUCGGUGUUUGUGAUGCUAAGCUGCGUUUGCUUCCAGCCCGUCCACACUAUCAUCGUUCCGGUUGAACCCGUGACUACCGUCCCAGCAGUGGUCAGCACCACCAUUAGCCCUAACGCUACCGCUAGCCGCUCGCCACAGCAGGCAAGGGCGGCCGAACAGCCGCAGUCGGCCGCGGUCGCGUACCAGUUGCCUUGUUCGGCCGAGAAGCCAUUUGUGUUCGAACGGUCGUCCAAGGGUUUGCAGCUGUAUCUGCUCGAUGGAACCGGGCUGUAUCGCAUCGAGGAUGGAGAAUCAUCCGGCGGCAUGGUCAAAUCGCUCAUCAGCACCCUGCCCAAGCGCUACGUGGAAGCGCGGAAGCUACAGGUUCUCGAUAUUAAAUUGGGCGACUCGGAUCACCUACUGUUCGUGGUCACCACAGACCAGUGGCACAACGUGUUUCUGGCCGAUCUGGAUCUCGCGAUCGGUGCGACGAGUGCGCAACCGAUCCAACGUAUCAAGUACUCGGGCAACUUCUCGAAAGCUCACCUGCUGGAAUGUAACGACAGCAUCUACAUGGUCACGAUCGUCACGUACGCCAACACUGGAAAGAUUCGCGUUUACCGAUGGCAGCAAUCGUACUUUUCGCUGGAGAGCACCAAGGAAGUUCCCUCGAUCGAUGACGUACGGUGCCACUGUCCCAGCACGCUGCUACUGCUGGCGCUGGACUAUGCACAGCUGCCCGAGCGCUCCCUGGCCCACGUGCUGCUGCUGGAUAGUACCGAGCGCCCGGUGAAGGUACAGGAAAUGUUCUUCCUGUACGGGCCGCUAGCAUCGUUUACAUUAAAUGGCGAGCUGUAUCUAAUACGACACGUUAGCAAAGACAAAUCCUAUCUUUAUCAGUGGAGUGCCGAGGGAAGGUUCGUACGCACUCGCAAACUGUCCCAGCAGUUCCAGCACAUCACAACCCUGACCCGGUGGAAGGAUACGCUUGCCGUUGCGUUCGAGGACACCGUCCGGCUGUAUGGAGGCAGCGGUAGCGGUGGCAAGCAUGAUCUGCUCGAGACGGAAAUCCCCUUUACGUUGCCAGGCACGAACGCGUCCGAAUCAAGGACACAACUAACACCGGCCUCCGCUGGAGAGAGGCUAAGAAGGCUGUACGGGCUUCGAGCGACCGCUGCCGGGGAGGUCCUACUAGCGACCGAGUUCUAUUGCCCUGGGCCGGGCGAAAAUCCCACCAAUUCUUCGACUGCACUGCAUGUUUACAAACUGUCCGUUAUGAGCGUUGCACGAUCGGCAGAAGGAGACGCACAAGCGAGCGGCUUCCAAGCACUGAACAGCUGUCUGCACCGGCUGAAACAGGAGCUGAACGAGCGCAAAAAGUGGAUCGACGUCAUCCGGGUGCAGCUAUCGCGCAAAAACUUGGUGCUGGACGCAAUUGCGCAGGGUGGCCCGGCGCGAUCCACACUCCUGCACCCGACGGUGCAGCUGAGCAGUGUGGUGCUGCCGAACGAUAACCCCCAUCUGCUACCGCCGUCCCGUACCAUACUGAAUGGGCAGUCGCUGCUGCUGCGCCACUACCGCAUGGCCACCGAUCUCAACCAGGUGCUGUUGCGCAAUCGUGCGCGCACCGAAAUCCAGGGCGAUCUGCACGUGGCCGGUAAUGUGCACACGCGCUGUUCCAGAAUACGCGCCGUCCGAGCGCAGGACAGUAGCGGCACGGAGCAGCGGCACACGAGGCGCACGCGCUCGACCGUGCGCGUGACGACGGGCCCCUCAUACUACCGCGUGCUGAAGGCGAAGGAAAUAGUUACCGACUCGGCACUGAGCAAACGAUUUUUGCUGCGCUCGAAAAUGAACGUACUGCCCGGCACCAUGCAGCUGGACGAGCUGACUGCCGGCUCGGUCCGGGUAGAGCACGGGCACAUCAAUCAGAUCCCCAUACCGACGCGAACGGUGCUGCAGGAUGCGGCGACCCACGGCUACCGGGGACAUAAGGUGUUCCGCACCGUCAAGUCCUUCCGGCUGAAUGCGGACCACCUGAACGGGCAACCGCUGUCGACGGAAAUCAUCGAGUCGGGCCUGCGGUAUGCUAGCGACGGUAUCACGAUCAAGACGGACCUGUGCCGCACGCGCAACCUCAUCCUGCGCAACACGCUGAAUGGUUUCCGGCUAAGGCAACUCGUUUCCUCGUACCAGCGAACCGUUCAGGUUAAAGGUAACCUUGUGUUAGCGGGACAGGCGUGCAUAAAAAAUCUACAGUUCGCCAGCACGCUGAACGGCAUCCGGAGCGGAGAACUACUGGACAGACUCUCCAACCAAACGAUCACUGGGCCCGUAUUCGUGAGCAAAGGAUUCACCCACAACCUGCAGGUGCGCCAAGUGAACGGGGAUUUGCUGUCGAACUACGCCACCACCGUACAGCCGAAUCAGAACGGAGCACACCAAAGCCUCCAAAUCAAUGCACCAGUACGAGCGGAGAAGAUGGUUAUUCUUGGCGAUCUGAUUGCCAACCACGAGCAACAACAGUUCACCCCGCACAUCGGUACGCGGCCGGGCGAUUUUAGACAGCUAUACACCGGCAAGCUGUUGCUGAACGGCUCGUUGCGGCUGAAGGUGGCUAGCAUAAAUGCAGCCAACAUUACGCUCAUGGGACAGUCGGUGACGAGCAAGCCGUACGAUCAGUACCUGCUACGCACGGAACGCCAGGUAAUAAACCACCCGCUUGCGUACCAUGCGGCCCAGUUUCAGUACCUGUUCGCGAACACGCUGAACAGCGUCGCGCUGUGGCAGUUUAGCUUGACGCAUCGCAACUGGCAGAACAGCUUCUACCUCCAGGACGCGACCGUGCUGGGCCAUGUACGGCCAGCACGCAUCGCGAAACGGCUACACUCGAUGCAGCAAAACCGCAUCGACGUCGGUGCGCAUGUCCAUGUGUGUGAUGUGAAGGAGUUUACCGGCACGCUGCGCAUGACGCACCUGCGUACCGGUUCGAUCGACGGUACGCUCAGCCCGGACGCCCUCUGGCGCAAGGACGAACAGCAGACGCACGGGAGGGCGGCUGCCGCACCCAAAGCACUGUACGGUCGUACCGAGCUGCGGCAGAGCGCGGUCGUGGUGCGUGGCCCGCUGCAAACCGCCGGCUUCAACGGCAGGACAGCGUACGAGCUGGCCGAGCUGGCGAAACCACCGCGCCGGCGGUACCAGCUGCUUCAGCUGGCCGCCGUCAACGCUACUACCGCUAGCGUGCGGCAGCUUGCCGACCUGUCGCUCGGCGAAGUGCUGCAGCGCUUUGUCGCUUCCGUGCACCACCAGCACCCCGAUGCGGCCGUCGGCGGGAAGGUUCCGUCCUUUGCGAAGAUCAUCGCGCCGGCCGAGCCGCAGCGCAUUGCGGCCGCAUCGGUCGGGCACAUCAACUUUUGUCCCGUUCAGCGGCUGCUGCAGGAGACGGUACCAAGCCGGGGCGCACGGCCCGGCCGCCCGAUCGCGGGCCACAAGCGCGUGCUGGGGCCGGUCCAGAUCCGGCAGCGGCUCGCCGCCGACCGCAUCAAUGGGCACGAAACGGGGCAGCUGGGGCGCAUCGUAACGCGCGGUACGGACGCGAUACCGCAGAGCAUCGACGCCCGGUGGCACUUUGGCACGCUCGAUACCGGCUACCUCACCGCGAAGCUCAUCAACCGGACGCCGCUCGCCCGGCUCGCCCUGCGCUCCGACGAGACGCUCCCGCUGCAAAGCGAGCUGCUGAUCGAUCGGCUAGAGGUCAGCGUGCUGCAACUCCCGAAGCUGCCGCCCUGGAUGUUCGAGCCGAACGUCGCCGGUUCGCCGCCGGUUCGCAUACCGCACAGCGUGACGCGGCUGCGCUACCACGGCAGCAUCCACGGGCACGUGCGCGAUCCGACCCAUCCGCUGCACCAGCUGCUGCUGGCACCCUCGCUCGACCAAACGCGGCUCGUUACCGGCGGGCUCGUCUUUGCCGGGCAGAGCGUUCACUUCGGCAACUGUUCCACCCAGGCCGGCGGUUCGAUCAAGCGGGUGGAGCGGGCGGCCCGUGGGUGCCUGCGACGCGACCCGGCAUCCUCCGCCGGCCGACCGCCGAGCGUGUUCCAGCACGAGCAGGCACUGCUGCCGGCUGGGCCCGAUCCGGUAUCAAUACGGGGCAGCUUGCUGGUGGCGGACACCGGCUACCUCACAGCGCGCACCAUCGCCGGCGUGCACGUUGCCGACCGUCUCGGACCGAACGCGGACCUUUACCGGGUCGCUAGCCACAUCGGCCGCCUGCCUAUUGUGGGCGAAAAGCGCUUCCCGACCGGGACCAGCGUACACAACCUAACGCUUCUCGAACCCGGCGGUGGCGGUACCGGCGACAACGACAGCUUCUGGUCCCGGCUGGCCUUCUGCGGCCACCCGUCACAGCAUGCCUGUCCCGCCGCGCUGCACUUUGACCGGUCGAUCGUGGUGGGCGGACUGCUGGCAGCCGGCCAGCUAAACACCGUACCGCUGGAAGGCUUUUUCCACGCCUUUGCGAAGCGCCAAUCGACGCUGAUGCAGCAGUCGAAGCUGCACCACAUCCAGGACUUCCCCGGCACGCUGACCGUGUCUGAGCUGCGGCUCACCGGUCCCGACACGAUCCUGCACUACGUCAAUGGCAUACCGCUCGGCGAGCUGGUCCUCCGGUCGACCGCCAACGAUACGCACCAGAUCGUGCCCGGCGCCAAGUCCUUCCGCGCGCUGCACAUCGAUGGACCGCUCGCACUGCAGCAGCUGAACGGUCGGCCACUGGCGCAGACGAAGCGCAGCUCCAUCACGCCGGAGGAGGCCCAGCCUCAGCACGAGGCGAUCGUGUUCAACCGACCGGUGCUGCUGGCUGACCUGCAGACACGCGCCCUGUACCACCUGCGGACGGCUUCAGCGCGGCUUGCAACCGGCGCCCGGGCCGCCACCGUCCAGCUGCCGUCCGAGCUGCAGCUGCACGCCGGACAGCGCCAUCCACUGGCACUGCUGCAGCAGCGCACCCUGUACGGGGCCCGCUCGAGGACGACGCUCGGACGGACAAGCCGACCUGUCGAUGCCGAUUCCCCGGGCCAGGUAACACUCGACAGUGGAGACACUGUUCGCUUCCACUGCUCCCCGGACGAACGGUCGUUGCGGGUGGAAUUGCGCCGCUACCCUACGAACCGUACCAGCGAGCAACGGCUGCACGAGCUGCCGCCAGCAGCAGGCUGCUCGCAGCCGACCGACACAUACGCUCUGAACCGUACGACGGUGCUGAUUCUACUUCGCCACGGUACCGCCACUGUCACCCUCUACCAGUACGAUGUCGGGCGCGGGCAUCUCGUACCGCUCCGGCUGCCGGCACCCAGCACCGGUUGCCAGCACGUGCGCCUUCUCCGCCCGAACCACGACACGUUGAUGCUCGCUACGGCCGGAUGCGCCAACGCUUCGCCCCACUCCGGUGGAAUCCAAAUCUACCAUCUCGAUGGUAGUGCGGCGGCUCUGCCGGUGCGCUUACGCCACUUCCAAACGAUCGAUCUGGUCGCACCGGUGACGGGAAUGGUUUCGGCGGACGCUGGUGCUACGCUGGUGGUACGCGACGACGCUACUCGCUGGCAUCGGUACAAGUACAGCUCCGUGCGGGGCUGGACCCAGGACGAUAGUUUGCUGCCUUAGGAACCUUCAUUUCCUAUUCGUAUGUAGUGUGACGCUCUAGGUAUGAAGUGCCCUCUGGGACACAAAAACGCCCGCAAAUGAGCGAUUUUGAUUAUAUGUUAAAUUAUUUGUGUUUAAUAAAUGCUUACUACGCCUGCUUAGCGUACGUAAC
Anopheles merus is the source of this 5897-nucleotide messenger RNA. RefSeq lists its product as uncharacterized. The transcript has 12 exons. The coding region runs from base 62 to 5746 and encodes 1894 amino acids. The record is from RefSeq and is a predicted model, not a curated record. Lineage: Eukaryota; Metazoa; Arthropoda; Insecta; Diptera; Culicidae.